This is a messenger RNA of Penicillium longicatenatum, 5625 nucleotides long. Its product is annotated as putative AMP binding domain protein. The transcript has 5 exons. Bases 1 to 5625 code for a protein of 1874 amino acids. Gene Ontology annotation, cellular component: cytosol. The record is from RefSeq and is a predicted model, not a curated record. Lineage: Eukaryota; Fungi; Ascomycota; Eurotiomycetes; Eurotiales; Aspergillaceae.
AUGGCCGAAGAGAACCCGGACCUCCAGUUCGCUUUGCGAAACUUGGACAGGGAAUACGAAGAAGGCGACAUCACUGAGAAAGGGUACCAAAAACGUCGCACCCUCCUUCUUUCGCAGUUCCUGGGGCCAAACAAGCCACUCGAGAUCAAUGCCCACGGUGGCCAUGAGGAUUCCUUGGAUGGAGGUCAUAUGGGUCCUCCAGCGAUUCUGAGUGUUCGACCACCGACAGCCGAAUCUUCCCAGCACGGCCUUUCAUCUCCAACCUAUGCCGGUGGGUACGAGGGGACGCAAGGCGGAUCAUUCGGGUACAACCAUGGUGUCAGUAUGGAUAUGCAAAAUCCGUCACCAGCGACAUCUGGACAGUACGAUAAGGACAGCUUGGGAAUGUUACAGACACACGAUCGGGUUCCUUCUGCUUCGUCGCACGAUUCACUGUUCCUCCCCAAAACUAUGCCCCCAGCCCAACAAGGCCCCGAUGGCUCGAGAACAGCCACUUUAAUGAGCCAGAGCUAUGCAUUCAACCCUGAUGCUCAACAUGAGUAUAUUGACGAGGGCGUGGACAUGUAUGGUCCAGGGUCUGGUGGUGUCACGCGACAGUCAACGAUGCUUGACUCCCAGCAGGGAUUCUUCUCUGACUUUGCAGGCCAACAACAUGAUGACUACCGUGAGAGCUACGGAGGUGGAUUUCAUCGUUACUCACAGUCAGGAGAAGCUUUCUCGCCCACAGCAAACAUGCCACCGCCAUUCAUUCCACCCUCAGAGCUGGCACACGGACCUGCCAUUGAACAUCUCAUGCCGCUUGAACCUCGCGAUAUUCCAUUUGCCGUAUAUGAUCCACAUGACAAAAAUAUACCCAUGUCAAAUUUCGAAAAUCUUCCUGCUGUACUCCGCCACCGGGCUCGAGCACACCCCAAGCAGCCGGCUUACUGGGUAUUGGAUCUGAAGGGAAAGGAAAUCGCGUCCAUAACUUACGACAAAUUGGCCAGCCGAGCAGAGAAGGUCGCUCAAGUGAUCCGUGACAAGAGCAACUUGUAUCGUGGGGAUCGCGUGGCCUUGAUCUACCGCGAAGCCGAAAUUAUAGAGUUCGCUGUUGCUCUCAUGGGUUGCUUCAUCGCAGGAGUAGUUGCGGUUCCCAUCAACAGCCUUGAUGACUAUCAGUCCCUAAACUUGGUACUCACCUCGACUCAAGCCCAUUUGGCCUUGACUACCGAAAACAAUCUGAAAGGCUUCCAGCGCGAUAUCACCGCGCAGAAGUUGAACUGGCCUCGUGGGGUGGAGUGGUGGAAGACAAACGAAUUCGGAAGCUUUCACCCUAAAAAAAAGGACGACACACCUCCCCUUGUUGUCCCCGAUCUGGCAUAUAUCGAGUUUGCCCGGGCACCUACUGGCGAUAUGCGUGGUGUCGUGAUGAGCCACCGAACCAUCAUGCACCAGAUGGCCUGCCUCAGUGCUAUCGUUUCCACAGUACCCACCGAUGCCAGCGCCAGACAGUUUGCGACCAAGGGAGAGACAAUCACUAGUUACCUUGACCCGAGGCAGGGCAUCGGAAUGAUUCUGGGAGUUCUCUUGACCGUAUAUGGCGGCCAUACAACUGUCUGGCACGAAGACCGGGCUGUCGAGACACCCGGCUUAUAUGCCCACAUAAUCACCAAAUACCGAUCGACAGUAAUGGCUGCCGACUACUCUGGCUUGAAGAUCGCCGCCUACAAUUACCAACAGGAUCCCAUGUCCACCAGGCAUUACAAGAAGAACUCUGAACCUAAUUUCAGCAGCGUUAAGCUUUGUUUGAUCGAUACUUUGACUCUUGACCCUGAGUUCCAUGAAAUCUUAGCUGAUCGAUGGCUGCGACCGAUGAGAAACCCGCGAGCAAGAGAAAUCGUUGCUCCCAUGCUCUGUCUACCGGAACAUGGUGGUAUGGUCAUUAGUGUGCGUGACUGGGUGGGUGGUGAAGAACGAAUGGGAUGUUCGUUGACUCACGAAAUGGAUCCCGCACAACGUGUUGGCUCCAAAGAUGACGAUGAGAAAGCCGAGAGGUCUGAAGCCAACUCUGGUUUUGGUAGCAGUCUUCUUGGUGGUGGAUCUCGCGUAUCUGCACCAAAACAGACCUCAAAGAACGAGUUGAGUGAGGUUCUACUUGACAAGGAAGCUUUAAAGAGCAAUGAAGUUGUUGUACUCGCCAUGGGCGAAGAUGCUCGGAAGUAUGCCAGGAGUAUGCCCCACGCUGUCCGUGUUGGUGCUUUUGGUUUCCCACUUCCAGAUGCGACACUCUGCGUUGUCGAUCCCGAGACCAACCUAUUGUGUGUACCGAACGUUAUUGGAGAAAUCUGGGUUGACUCACCAUCUCUUUCUGGAGGUUUCUGGGCAUUACCGAAGCAUACAGAGGCUAUUUUCCACGCUAGACCAUACAAAUUCGAAGACGCGAAUCCCACUCCCAUUCUAGUUGAGCCUGAGUUCCUGCGCACUGGCUUGCUGGGCUGUGUCAUUGAAGGCAGGAUCUUUGUGCUAGGUCUAUAUGAGGAUCGACUUCGCCAGAAGGUGGAAUGGGUUGAGCAUGGUCAAGAGGUUGUCGAACACCGAUACUUCUUUGUUCAGCACCUGGUCGUCAGCCUUUUGAAGAAAGUGCCGAAAAUUCACGAUUGCACCGCAUUUGAUGUGUUUGUCAAUGAUGAGCAUCUACCAGUCAUUGUCCUAGAAUCCUACGCUGCCUCAACGGCGCCUACGACAUCUGGUGGCCCUCCACGACAACUGGACUCUGUAUUGCUCGAUUCCUUGGCAGAGAGAUGCAUGGAAGUUCUCUAUCAUGAACAUCAUCUUCGAGUGUAUUGUGUCCUGCUUACCGCUCCAAACAGUCUUCCCCGCGUAACUAAGAGCGGCCGACAAGAGAUUGGCAACAUGCUCUGCCGGAAAGAGUUCGAAGCCGGCAUGUUGCAGGCCGUCCACGUCAAAUUCGGCGUUGAACGGUCUGUUAUGAAUUUGCCUGUUGGCGUUGAUCCUGAAGGUGGUAUCUGGUCACCACUAGCGCUUACCUCGCGACAAGAGGUUCUUGCCUACCAAGAGAAGCAGUACUCAGGUGUGGACUAUCGGGAUGUUGUCAUGGAUGACCGAACUUCCACCCCUCUCAAUAACUUCAAGACAAUUGUUGAUCUGCUCCAGUGGCGUGUCUCACGACAGGCUGAAGAGCUGGCUUACUGCUCGAUCGACGGUCGCGGCAAGGAGGGCAAGGGUAUCACUUGGAAGAAAUUCGAUCUGAAGGUGUCAGCGGUGGCUACAUACCUCAAGAACAAGGUCAAAGUGCGACCAGGUGAUCAUCUGGUGUUGAUGUACACUCAUUCCGAAGAGUACAUUUAUGCUGUUCAUGCUUGCUUCUGUAUGGGCGUUGUGGUCAUUCCGUUGGCUCCAAUUGACCAAAACCGCCUGUCAGAGGAUGCCCCAGCAUUUUUACAUGUCAUUAAUGACUUCAAUGUCAAGGCUAUCAUCGUCAACACUGAGGUUGACCAUGUCAUGAGGCAGAAGCUUGUGUCACAGCAUAUCAAGCAGUCGGCUCAAGUUCUUCGAAUAGGUGUUCCGGCAAUCUACAAUACGACGAAACCUUCAAAGCAAUCGCACAGUUGCCGCGAGCUCGGAUACACUGUUAAGGAUGCUUGGCUCCAGGGCCAACAGCCUGCUUUGGUAUGGACCUACUGGACUCCAGACCAACGGCGAGUUUCCGUUCAGAUCGGUCACGAUACGAUCAUGGGAAUGUGUAAAGUGCAGAAGGAAACCUGUCAAAUGACAAGCUCCAGGCCCGUACUUGGAAGUGUACGCAGCACGUUAGGUCUUGGAUUCCUACACACUUGCUUGUUAGGUAUCUACGUUGGCGCCCCCACCUAUCUAGUCUCACCUGUCGACUUUGCCCAAAAUCCCAUGACUCUCUUCGUGACGCUUUCGCGCUACAAGAUAAAAGACACCUAUGCAACCGCCCAGAUGCUGGACUACGCUACUAGUGCUAUGCCAGCCAAGGGAUUCCAGCUGCAAGAACUCAAGAAUCUCAUGAUCUCGGCAGAAGGUCGCCCCCGAGCCGAUAUCUACCAAAAAACGCGUUUGCACUUCGCCACUGCCAGUUUAGACCGCACCUCGAUCAAUGUCAGUUAUUCGCAUGUGCUCAAUCCUAUGAUUGUCACUCGAUCUUAUAUGUGCAUUGAGCCAAUUGAGCUGUGGCUGGAUAUUCGAAGCCUUCGCCGCGGUCUGGUCUAUCCUGUCGAUCCUGACGCUGAUCCCACUGCACUGCUGGUCCAAGAUUCUGGCAUGGUGCCUGUCAACACACAGAUCGCAAUUGUGAACCCCGAGACAUGCACCCUUUCCCACGUUGGCGAGUAUGGUGAAAUCUGGGUCCAAUCCGAUGCUUGCGCCACUGGUUUCUACAGGUCAAAGAAUGAGUUUGAUGCCGAGAGACUGAAUGGUCGCGUCGCUGACGGAGACCCUGGCGUACCUUAUGUUCGGACUGGUGACCUCGGUUUCCUUCAUACUGUGACCCGACCCAUCGGCCCUGGAGGCCAGGAUGUCGAGAUGCAAGUUCUCUUCGUCCUAGGAAGCAUUGGUGAGACAUUUGAGGUUAAUGGCUUGAACCACUUCCCGAUGGACAUUGAGAAUUCUGUCGAGGCAUGCCACCGAAAUAUCGUGAAUGGAGGAUCUGCCAUCUUCCAGGCGGGUGGCCUGAUUGUGGUUGUGGUUGAAGUCACCCGAAAGGCUUUCUUGGCGUCACUUGUGCCUGUUAUUGUCGAUGUAAUUCUGAAUGAGCACCAAGUAGUGGCGGAUAUUGUUGCUUUCGUUUCUCACGGUGACUUCCCCCGUUCUCGACUCGGCGAGAAGCAACGCGGAAAGGUCUUGGCCUCGUGGGUGACCCGCAAACUGCGCACAAUUGCCCAGUUCAGCAUUCGCGAUUUGGACGAGAACAUCUUUGCAGAGUUGCCCCAGCACCGUGUUAGCCGAAGCUCUAAACCCGGAAGCACGAUGGGCGCAAGUACCCGCCGAGGAUCGACCAUGAACCCCGAAACUGAGAUCCCUGCUGUCCCACGAUCUCCCGCGGGGGUUGUUCUCGAGGAGACGAUUGCUCCUCAGGCGUCAUUCCAUGAGGGACAUCCCCAGAAGAUGCUACCCGAACUCGACACCCGCACUGACCGCACAGUUUCUGCCACUCCUGUUCCUGAACCGACCUCCGCUGUGCCCUAUAUACAAGAACCGCAAUCCGCUACGAUCAUGUCUGCUGACGAUGACCACCAUUUCAAUGGCCUUGACCACGAUCAAAACGUUGGGGCUCAAGGAGAGUCCCGCGAUUUUCGAUUCAGUUUUGACAUGGUCAGCACACCCAUGGAUCAUCCAGGAGGCGAGCGUCCCUCCACAGGGCGUGACUCUCUACCUAGCCAGCAGCCUGGUCUGUACAAUGGCGGUGGCAACGUUGCUGGGCCUAUGCAUGAUGACAUGUAUCGGCCAGGUACCCAGGAGAGUGGCAUCAUCGAUGAUUGGCCUCAAGAAGCUCUGAUUUACCAGAACUCUGUAGGCGGAGACGAGGAGCACGACUUUGUCCGCCGGCCCAGUGCUCAAAGUGCUGCGGUCAGGCACCGCUACGAUGGCACGGGCUACGAGUAG